AUGCAGGUUCUGUUGUUAGCUGGAACAGAUACAUCUUCUGUGACAGUGGAAUGGGCAUUAUCCGCUUUGCUCAACAAUCCUGAAGUUUUGAAAAAGGCCAGAGCUGAAAUCGACUAUGUCGUGGGCAAAAACCGGGUGCUUGAAGAAUCAGAUUUGUCGAAACUGCCUUAUUUGCACAAUGUUAUCCAGGAGACGUUCCGUUUGUUCCCACCAGCGCCACUGUUAGUACCACAUGAGUCCUCUGAUGCCUGUACAAUCGGUGGAUUCAACGUCCCAAGCGGUACAAUGUUACUAGUGAAUGCCUGGGAAAUUCACAGGGAUCCUAAGGUUUGGGAUGAUGCCACGAGCUUCAAGCCUGAGAGGUUCGAAGGCGUAAAAGUGGAACCGAGUAAGCUAAUGCCGUUUGGGAUAGGAAGAAGAUCGUGUCCUGGUGCUGGCCUGGCGCAACGCGUGGUUGGCGUGGCCUUGGGUUCGUUGAUUCAGUGUUUUGAGUGGGAAAGGGUUGGUCCUGAGGAGGUUGAUCUGACUGAAGGGGUGGGCCUCACCAUGCCUAAAGCUGUGCCAUUGGAAGCCAGAUGCAAAGCCCACGAUUUCGUGCACAAUGUCCUGCCAAAUGGAGCCUAA
Oldenlandia corymbosa var. corymbosa is the source of this 624-nucleotide messenger RNA. NCBI's taxonomy places the organism in Eukaryota, Viridiplantae, Streptophyta, Magnoliopsida, Gentianales, Rubiaceae. The record is from the annotation of a GenBank genome assembly.